This is a messenger RNA of Anopheles aquasalis, 1838 nucleotides long. RefSeq lists its product as uncharacterized. Lineage: Eukaryota; Metazoa; Arthropoda; Insecta; Diptera; Culicidae. The record is from RefSeq and is a predicted model, not a curated record.
UUCUCGUGCAACGAGUUGCAGCUCGUGCUUCAGCGUUUAUCCGUGUUUUCCAUCAACGAUAGAUGGGCAUUGGAAGCAGUUCGGUGGUGAAGCGUGUAAAUAAUCAGUUACCAGUUCCCUGUGAAAGGCACAUCGAUAACGCCGUCAUGACGAAUGGUGAGGUGCCACAGUGUACAGAGAUGUUCUCCCGGGUCGUUACAUCUUGUACGGUUCCCGUUAGUGAGGCGCUUAGUGGCUACUGCACUGGUAGUGGCCACCACUGGCAGAGUCAACAGCUUAUGCUAUCAGAUGCCUCGAUGCGACAACCACGCUCGAGACAUCGUUCAUCGUUUGUGGAUUCACGACUGCACAAUUCGUACGUCGAUGCAGCCGCGCAAACUGCCAAUACUCGAAUCAGUGACAUCCGCCGGGUAGAGGAAAAUCUACGAAUGGAGAGUUUGAUGCUUAGUCUGAACCAGAAUAUUCCGAUGCCUCGGUGCUCCAGUCCAAGCCCAGCGUACUGUUUCCAUUGCGAUCACGACCAUCGAGAACGCUGUUGCUUGUACGUUGGAGAUAAGCCAGAAGACGGUCCGUACUAUUCUCGGUGGAAGCGUGAUCUAGAAAAUCCGACCGUUCGGCCGCAGUACAUUGCCAAGAUUCCGGAAGCGGUCUCCGGCAAUAGCACUCCGUUUUGGUUCCCGGCAUUCACGUACACGAAACCCGAGGACAUCAAACAAAAGAUGAUGGAAAAACAUCCACCUGUACCGCAGGUUUGGAUGCGGCAGUACUACUAUCCUAUCGUGGGUUACGGGCAUGAGCAUCAACUACUGAAUCAAGCCACCCUAAAUCCACCUACACCGUAUCAACAGUAUCUGCAACAGCAUCAGCAGGAAGUUUACCGACUAUAUUAUCAACCACAUCAGCAGCAACUCCCUGGUCAUGGUCUGAAUCUUGCCUGUAGCCAUGGUACACACGAGUGUAAAGCAGGAGGUGUUAUAUCGCCUGGGUCUUUGUGUGGUCCGGCGCAAUAUCGUAUACCUCAACAUGUGCCGAUGUCGGGUGACGAAUAUGUUCAGCAAGGUAGCCCGACGCCUUGCCAUUACUACCCAACCAGCUACUACUAUGCUGUGCAGCAACAACCGCCACAACAGCAUUACCUGCCGAUGGUUUAUCCAACUGUUUCACAUGUCCCACCGGGUUAUAUGCAUCCAGGGCACUCGCAUCACUAUGCACCCUCAGCCAACUACCCAGCUACGGCUUUACCACAGCGAGAACCAACACCUCCAAUCCAGGCAACCUCCACCCCACUCUGGCUCCUGUUUUGUCAGAAGUUGUCGCGCAAGUUUCCUGAUCGUUGUAAAAAGAGCUCACCAAGCAAGGCAUCGCGGUCGACAGGUAAAAACUACCAUCCAGCGCGUCACAACCCUACAACAGUAAAUCAUCAAUUGCUUCCAACAUCAACGAUGUCUGACCAUCUGCCGCCAAAGUACUCCAACAUCGAUCAUCAUCUCCAUCAUCUGCAGUAUUCGGCCAGCAUUCAGCAGCCCCAUUAUCCUUCUCCAGUUGUUGUUCCCGGGCCUCACCCUACAUUCUACAGUCACGUCCCGCCACAAGGAAUGAACGAUAUGGGAAUGUAUUACGUAACACCCGCGCCGGUGUGAGAGGAAUUACAAGGAACAACAAGAAGGUGUAUAUAAGCGGUCAUACGCAAGGACUCGGAAUGAUUGACAAAGAGCUGGAAGCUUUUUAAUAAUGAAGCAAGAAAAUUCCCUUAUCACUCGCAAUAAUAGUUAUAGAUAUCUAGUUAGGUAAUUUAUGUGUUCUAAAUAAACCAUUCACAAUAAAUUCUGUUGCAUACA